Dioscorea cayenensis subsp. rotundata (Guinea yam) is the source of this 2530-nucleotide messenger RNA. Its product is annotated as protein EFFECTOR OF TRANSCRIPTION 2-like. NCBI's taxonomy places the organism in Eukaryota, Viridiplantae, Streptophyta, Magnoliopsida, Dioscoreales, Dioscoreaceae. The record is from RefSeq and is a predicted model, not a curated record. Gene Ontology annotation, molecular function: DNA binding. Gene Ontology annotation, biological process: regulation of DNA-templated transcription.
GAGAGGGCUUGACCGAAUACCCUGCCGAUUCCCUUCGAUCUGGGCGCUGUUUUUGGAAACCGGGAGCUAUGAACUAAUGCGAAGAUGAGCCUGCCUCCAAAUGUGAGAUGUCCUCCCGAUUGAAGAGGGAGGAGUGCAAGCGCACCAAGCAUGACUCCGUCUUCUCUAAGUGGCAGAUUCUCAUCGGACCUAGAGACUGGGAAGAUCAUGCCUUGGGCAAAGAUGGAGUUGAAAGAUAUAGAAUCCAUAAUCUUCCUCCAUGCUCUUCAUGCCCUGGGCUCUAUGAGCUAGGCAUAUCUGAAAUUCCCAGAGAAGGCCAUAAAUCUCGAGGACAUCCAUCAGAUGGCAUUGUUGUCGUCUACCUUGGACAAGCAGAUAAUGUCAGAGCCCGACUUCAACAGUACGGUCGUGCAGGAUCCCAUUUAGAAAGGGGGAAUUCAAUUGUGUGCGCAAAUAACAACAAAGACCUUUGCCUUGUAAAAGGACCUGGUUUAUUCAAAGAAGUAUUCUCAAAGGGCUAUUCUGUCUUGUUCAGAUGGGCUCCAAUGAUAGACAAGAAAGAAGCUGAGAAGAUAGAGAGCAAGUUGCUUAGUACCUUUGAUUAUGCAUGGAACACUCGUGCAAAUGGUACCAGUCGUCGUGAAGAUGUACUGAAUAAGAUUUCUAGCACUAUGACUGGGCAACCAAUCCCCAAAGUUCUAAAAAAUCUUCAAGAAUGGAAACAGUUAACAUUCAAUAAGAAAAGUGGGAAUAAAGAUCAGUGGAAGUGUUCCACUGAUAAAUUAGGAUCCUCCAAUUUUCUCAAACAUUAUCUUAUUCCUCUAAUACGUAAAGUAUCAAAAAUUCUACCUCAACCAAAUGAAGGAGAUGAGGUUCUUAGUUCAGAACAUGACAUAUGUGGAGCAGCUAAUGGUGAUGGUUCUAUUUGUAGAAGAAAACCUGUACUCAGAAACAAAAGGUGUAUGCAGCACAAAGGAAAGAGGAUCAUUUUGUAUGGGCAUAUAAAAAGCAAAGAAGUCUUACCAUCAACAUACAACUCAUCACUGGUUGGUUUGCUUAUAGAAGAUAACUCACUUUGUAUGGAGUUACCCUGCAAUGAAACACAACAAUGCGAAAAGCUAAGGGAAAUAAGUCCUAUUGAAAAUCUAAAGACUGAGGAUGAAUCCUUAGAUGUCGAAUAUGAUCAUAGUAAAGAAUAUCAAAUCUGCAGGGUGCUUCUUAGAGAUGGGAAUAUUUGUAGAAGCAAGCCUUUUCCAGGAAGAAAAAGGUGUGAAGAUCAUAAAGGCAUGAGGGUCACUGGAAUCAUAUCAAUGACAACCAAAGAAUGCUUGGCAAAAGAAAUAUCAUCUGACACAGAACUUGAUCCUUGUGAAGAAUAUCAGAUAUGUGGGGUGUUCCUUGGUGAUGGUGACGUUUGUCAGAGCAAGCCUUUUCCAGGGAGAAAAAGAUGUGAAUAUCAUAAAGGCAUGAAGGUCACUGGAAUCAUAUCAAUGACAACCAGAGAAUGUUUGGCAAAAGGAAUAUCAUCUGAUACAGAACUUGAUCCUUGUGAAGAUUAUCAGAUAUGCGGGGUGUUGUUUGGAGAUGGUAAUGUUUGCCAGAGCAUGCGUUUGCCAGGAAGAAAAAGGUGUGAAUAUCAUAAAGGCAUGAGGAUCAAUGGAAUCAUAUCAAGAACACCCAGAGAAUUCUCUAUUGCAAAGAUAACACCAUCUGAUGGAGAACUUGAUCCUUGUGAAGGAAAUCAGAUAUGUGGAGUACUUCUUGGAGAUGGGAAUGUGUGUAGGAGCAAACCUUUUCGAGGGAGAAAAAGAUGCGAAGAUCAUAGAGGCAUUAGAGUCGAUGGGAUCACAUCAAGGACAACCAGAGAAUGCUCUAUCACAAAAAAAGUAUCUUCUGGUGCAGAAAUUUUUCAUUGCCAAGAAUAUCAGACAUGUGGAGUGUUCCUUGCAGAUGGCAAUGUUUGUCAGCGAAUACCUAUUCGAGGUAGAAAAAGGUGUGAACAUCAUAAAGGCAGGAGGAUAUCAAGGAUUACAUGUCAAUGACAGCCAGAGAAUGUUUAAUGGCAUUAUCAGAUAUAUGAGAUUUUCUUUGGAGAUGGGAAUUUUGAUGAACACCGGAUAACAUGUCAUGCCGGAAGGAAUAUUGUCUUCUGUGGUAUACAAUAGAACAGCGGUUCUCUGUAUGAAGUAACAAGAGAUGUAAAAAGCAAAACAAAGGAUGGGCCACUUGAUGCCUGUAUUCGCACAUUGAUGAGUUCUCAUCGAGCCCAUGUCAAUGGCUGCUAGAGAAUGCUCCUCCCAAACAGGGAUAUAAAUUAUCUGCACACUAGAUUUGUUCAUAAGUCCAUUGAGAAUAAGAUCACAGUUGCACUCGAGUCCAUUAGAACUAGAUUCAUCAUGGAUUUAAUUUCUUUUUUUUUUCCCCCUGUAGGAAUAUGGGAAUUUGCACAUAUAUUUUAUAUUUUAAUCGUGAGUUUGUGAAAUGAACAUUAUGUCAGUUGUAUUAUUCAAAUCCUGACAGAUUGAGUUUC